Ilyonectria robusta is the source of this 1071-nucleotide messenger RNA. RefSeq lists its product as uncharacterized. NCBI's taxonomy places the organism in Eukaryota, Fungi, Ascomycota, Sordariomycetes, Hypocreales, Nectriaceae. The transcript has 3 exons. Bases 1 to 1071 code for a protein of 356 amino acids. The record is from RefSeq and is a predicted model, not a curated record.
AUGGACGUCUUCGCCAUCGAUGACCAAUGCGAGCGGCUCAAGACGCCUUCGUACCUUGAGCUCAUCGUUUCCAUAAUCCUCUUGCUCGGUAUUCUCGUCUCUUACCUCCCCCAGCACUACCGCAUCAUCUCGCGGGGCACGUCAGAGGGCAUCUCUCCCUACUUCGUCCUGCUCGGCACCACUUCCGCCACUGCCGGCUUCGCCAACAUCCUAACCGUCCCGCCGUCGCGUGUUGCCAUCGGCUGUUGCAAGGAUCUCGGUGCCUUUGAAUGCACUGCUGGAUUGCUCGGUGUUUUCCAGCUCGGCGCCCAAUGGGUCUGCUUCAGUCUGAUACUCGUCCUCUUCCUGAUCUUCUUCCGUUAUAGGCAAGCGAAUGUUCCCCCAGAGGAGCUCCGUGGUGAUGCGCCCAAGUGGCAGACGGCCGUCAUGGUCGGCCUGGUCUGCGUCCUGCAUGGCCUGAUUGUCAUCAUUAUCACGGGUGUCUUUUUCAUCGCCCUUCCUGAUCACCUCCUCUUCUGGGCGAACUUCCUCGGCAUCAUGGCCACCGCCCUUGCGGCCGUACAGUACGUGCCGCAGAUCUGGAUGACGUACCACUUGAAACAUGUGGGAAGUUUGAGCAUUCCCAUGAUGUGCAUCCAAACCCCCGGUGGCUUCCUGUUUGCUGCAAGCCUGUUUGCUCGCUUGGGAUGGGAAGGAUGGAGCACUUGGGUCAUCUAUCUGAUCACGGCAACGAUGCAGGGCACGGUGCUGAGCAUGGGCGUGUACUACGAGCUUGCCGCGCGCCGACAGGACACCCACAGCAACGGAUUCGCAAGCACCACCCCACAGUCGCCCGUCCAGUACUCGAGCAUGCCCCGGAGACCGUCGGCCAGCCGGACCUACUCGGAGGGCUGGGAGCGUGGUCUGCCGGGACCGUUUACAGGUCACCCGGAGCGGUACGCAGAGACAGAGGAGGAUUUGGAUGACAUCCAGGAACGUGAGGAGCGGGCGAUUGAGAGGGAGAACCAGCCACUGUUGAGACCCGGAGGCAUUGGCAACCCUCACCGGAACUACGACUCAACAAGGGACUGA